Messenger RNA from Cicer arietinum (chickpea), 957 nucleotides. RefSeq names its product microtubule-associated protein RP/EB family member 1A-like. The record is from RefSeq and is a predicted model, not a curated record. Gene Ontology annotation, molecular function: microtubule binding. NCBI's taxonomy places the organism in Eukaryota, Viridiplantae, Streptophyta, Magnoliopsida, Fabales, Fabaceae.
AAACCCCUUUUUCUUCCUCCCUUCGCCGCCCCUCCUAUCGCACUCCUUCCUCCCUUUGCCGCCCCUCCUCCUAUCGCACUUCCUCCCUCCCCUCCCAUCGCACGUUCACCUUUCGUCCUCGCGUGGCUUGCCUCUCUGUCUCUUCGCUGUGCCGGUUAUAAUCCUUUGGAGAAGAGAGAGGUAUGCAAAGGAGGAAGGGAAGUGAGUAAAAAAUCUGCACACUCUCAACCGUCAAACAAGGGUGGUUCUACUGCACAGAGGCCUCCAUCUUCCCAUGCUCGAAGGAAUGAUGUUUCGUCUACUGGAAACCCUGCAAAUCAAGCUGCAAAAGUAACAAGGCCUUCACCUGCUGCUGCUGCUUCACCUACAUAUGAUGAACAGAUAACAGGAUUGAAGUUAUCUAUUGAUAGCCUUGAGAAGGAAAGAGAUUUCUACUUUGCAAAACUUAGAGACAUUGAAAUACUCUGUCAGACUCCUGGGAUAGAGCAUUCACCGGUUUUUGCAGCAAUACAGAAGAUAUUGUAUGCUACAGAUGACAAUGGAAAUGAGUUGGCUGAAGCACAGGCUAUGAUUUCUGGUUGUUUGCAGGAGCCAGAGCCAUUGAGCCCUAUUGCUGAGGUUUCUGAGGAGAAGAGCAGCUCUGAAACUCACAAGAGAAAGAUUAUUACCAAUCCUGAGUUUGAUGCUGCUGGCAGCGCUAAUUUGUCUCCUAGACAAAGGCUUUGUGAUGUUUCGGACCUUCACCAUAGCGGGUCACCUCUCAUGACUUGUUAAAGAAGGAAAAUUAGAGGAAUACUGUUUUGGUUACUGUAAUUUCUGAUUAUGUGUUGAGUGACAAUAAUUGUGACAAUUAUAUGUGGGUUCUAGUCUUUUAUGUCAUGAAUAUGGUAUAUGGUAUAUGUUGAUCCAAAAAUAUAGCUAUGAUUAUGCUUGGACUUGGCACUAUUUUAUUUUUCA